AUGUUUAAAGCAAGCCCAUUCCCGCGCUCCCUCCCUUUCCGCCUCUUCUCCUCCCCUGCGCAACCUUCACGUCGUCUUCUCAGAUUCACCAACACCAUCUUUGGAUCUCAGCAUCAACACCUAAACAGCCACCGUACCUCCAGCUUCUCCCACAUCGCCUAUCAACGCGCACCACCAUCAUCGUCAUCGUCAUCGUCUACCCCUCCUUCUAUCAGACCCGACCGCAAGAUGGCUGAAAGCGACAUUGAGAAGUACCUCAAGCAGACGCACGACCGCGUCUUCGAGAACAACCGCAAAUGGGCCGAGGAGAAGAAGAAGCAGGAUCCCAACUUCUUCAUCAGCCUGUCCCAGGGCCAACAAAUCACCGGCCUCGAGCCCGGUGAAGCCUUCAUCCACCGCAACAUCGCCAACAUGGUCAAUAACAUUGACCUCAACGUCAUGAGUGUCAUUAACUAUGCCGCCGCCAUGACACCCAAGGAUCUCGGCCUGCUCAACCCCUGGCUGCGUAACAUCCGCGACGUCUACCGCCUGCACGAGGCCGAGCUCGACGCCAUCAAGGAGGAGGAUGCUCGCUACGAUCGACUCGUCGAGCUCAACGUUCUCGAGCAGUGCCGCAACGUCAUCAAGACGGCCGCUAUCCAGCAGUCGUACGCCAAGAACAAGUUCCCCAUUGUCCACGGCUGGGUCUUUGGCUUCAACGACGGUCUCCUCAAGGACCUGGAGAUUGAUCACGAGAAGAUGCUGCACGACGUUCAGAAGCUCUACCACCUCCCCGGUGCCGACUUCUAA
Molecule: messenger RNA, 789 nt
Organism: Colletotrichum scovillei
Lineage: Eukaryota; Fungi; Ascomycota; Sordariomycetes; Glomerellales; Glomerellaceae
Product: carbonic anhydrase
Exons: 3
Coding region: 1-789 (262 amino acids)
Biological process (GO): cellular response to oxidative stress; cellular response to carbon dioxide
Cellular component (GO): cytoplasm
Molecular function (GO): carbonate dehydratase activity; zinc ion binding
Source: RefSeq, a predicted model, not a curated record